AUGUCUCCCCAUCGCAAUCCUCCCAAGCUCGACAUUCAACCAAGCGAUGCGACCUGGAAGGAAGAUGUCAACCAACUUCAAAUGAGUAUCAAAUUGUGCCAAGCACUGAUUGAUAAAACAAAGCCCGGUGAAGAAAUAACUGCAUCAGUCAUUGAGAAGAUGGUACUAGAAGCAUUGUUCUCUCAGUACCAAACAAUCAGGGAUCCAAAGAAUCGCGUCAUUGGUCAUGUGCUCUUCUCAAACCUUCUGGUGACGGUUGGAACACAAACUCAACUGGGAAAGAUGGACAGCAUUGGCAGCUGGAUUCGAAUUGAGAUGUACUUCUCCAUGAUUUAG
Molecule: messenger RNA, 336 nt
Organism: Fusarium pseudograminearum CS3096
Lineage: Eukaryota; Fungi; Ascomycota; Sordariomycetes; Hypocreales; Nectriaceae
Exons: 2
Coding region: 1-336 (111 amino acids)
Source: RefSeq, a predicted model, not a curated record